CGUCAAAUUCCUCAGCACUCAUCCACACAUCAAUCCGUGGACUCUCAUAUCAAACGCAUUAUUUCUACCCUCAAUCCCGUCCGCACUUCAAGAUAUCACACAAAGUCGUACUGCUACCCAAAAGAAGCAAUCAUGGUCGCCAUCAAGGACAUUCUAGCUUCGAACACCAAUCUCUCCACCGCUCUCCCCUCGUCUCCCACGGCCGUCUUCGUUGGCGGCACAAAUGGCAUCGGGCUCGGCGCUCUGAAGGCCUUCACAAAUCACACAACCACCCUCUCGCCGACCAUCUACAUCGUCGGCCGUUCCGUGACCUCCCUAAACACUCUCAUCACCUCCCUCUCAGCUCUCAAUCCUUCCGCCACCUUUAUCCCAAUCCAAGCCAAGGACCUCACCCUGGUCAAAGAUGCAGCAGCCGCGGCCGCCGAGAUCGCCUCCAAGAUCGAGAAACUCGACCUCCUCAUCAUGAGCCCCGGCUUCGUCUCGCUACAUCGCGAGAACACCCCCGAAGGCUUCGACACCACCCAGGCCAUCCGCUUCUACUCUCGCAUGCACUUCCUCACCACCCUCACACCAGCGCUCCGGAAAUCGCCAUCCCCACGGGUCGUGUCUGUUCUUGCGGGCGGGCAAGAAGGAGAGCUGUUCCCGGACGAUCUGCUACUGGAGAAGAACUACUCCCUCAUCAAAGCUGCGGGUCAAGCCACAAGCCUCAUGACGCUUUUCUUUGAGGCAUACAAGAAUCAACCUGGGAACGAGAAGAUUAGCCUUGUGCACCUGUACCCAGGCGCCGUCGGAGGCACGGGACUCACGAUCAGAGGGCUUCCGGGCUUCGUGCAGUUUCUAGUGAAUUGGACCGUUGUACCGCUCAUGAAGUUGAUCGGGCAAACCCCUAAAGAAUCUGGUGAGCGGGUGCUCUAUGCCGCUACAAGCGGGAAGUUUAGGAGAGCGCAAGCGGGCGAGGCUAGCGAAGGGGCGGAGCUGGAGAAGGGGACGGAUGGGAAGGCUGGAAGCGGCGUUUUCCUCGUGCAAGGAGAUUCGAGCGUCUUGACUGAGAACAAGGUGCUGAAAAAGUACAAGGACGAGGGGAAGGCAGAUUUCGUAUACAAGCACACGCUUGAGCAGUACGAGAGGCUCGGAGUAUGAUUUCGAGAUGGGCAUUCGAAACAGAGCGAACGUUUGAAGACACUAGCGGACUUUAAUUUGGCCAGCGGCUAAAGGCACGUUUUGGUCAGGCGUCCUCGAUCUCAAAUGGGCCUUUUUCAUCUCCUUUCUCAAUACCUUUCAUAAUCCAACUUUAAUGCUUAAAUACGAUACCUCAAAAUUAAUUCAAGUUCCUCCAAAGAACAUCCACCCUGAUCUCUAUCCCCCACAGCACCUUCACACCCCUAAAACCCCUCCCUCAAAACCCCGGAUCACUCACCCACUCAUCCGCAUACCCAGAAUCAUACGCACUAUCCUCCUCAUCCCCAUCCCCCCAAUCCCCCUCAUCCGGCUCCUCCGGCUCCUCCACGCGCGGCCCGCAUUGAUAGAUAGCCCGCGGCCGGUCCUCCCUCUGCGGCACGCGCCACAAAUGCUCAAAAGGCGCAGCAACGAAAUCCUCC
Molecule: messenger RNA, 1598 nt
Organism: Mytilinidion resinicola
Lineage: Eukaryota; Fungi; Ascomycota; Dothideomycetes; Mytilinidiales; Mytilinidiaceae
Exons: 1
Coding region: 133-1140 (335 amino acids)
Biological process (GO): secondary metabolic process
Source: RefSeq, a predicted model, not a curated record